AUGGAUUAUUGUUUAUCAAAAUAUAAAUUGAAAGAGGAUAUGAGACUUCGGACACCCUGUGCAAUACAUGAAAAUUUAUGUAUGAGUGUUAUAAAAUUUGUAAAUAAUAGAAUUGUUGACAUUGAAAGAGAUUGUGUUAAUAGUUGUACUCAACAAUGUUUUGAAACUGGAUAUGGAAUUACAGUUAAAAGGUGUAUAAGAUGUUGCAAUACAAGCCUUUGCAAUGAUUUUUCUAUUGAUGAAAUGGAUAUUAUCAAAAUAAAUCUUUUCAAAGUGAAUAAUAGAAAUUUUAAUUUCAAAAAAUUUGAAAUGAAUAAAAUAAUUAUUAUAUUUUUUAUUUUUAUCUCAUAUUUUUUCAAUCUUAUAUCACUGGAAGUUUUUUCUUUAUUAUAA
Strongyloides ratti is the source of this 393-nucleotide messenger RNA. RefSeq lists its product as hypothetical. The transcript is spliced from 2 exons. The coding region runs from base 1 to 393 and encodes 130 amino acids. NCBI's taxonomy places the organism in Eukaryota, Metazoa, Nematoda, Chromadorea, Rhabditida, Strongyloididae. The record is from RefSeq and is a predicted model, not a curated record.